Molecule: messenger RNA, 1746 nt
Organism: Brassicogethes aeneus
Lineage: Eukaryota; Metazoa; Arthropoda; Insecta; Coleoptera; Nitidulidae
Source: the annotation of a GenBank genome assembly
AUGAAGGAAUUUAUAAAAGAAAUGGUUGGACAAACUUAUAAAGAGAAAAGUGGAUUUUUAAUUCAAAGAAUCAAUGAAGUAGAUGAAGAAAAAUUUGAAUGUUUUUUAAGCGAAUUAAGAAAAAUGAAUGUUCCUGGCAUUAUUCUUAGCUAUGCCAAAAUUCUUAAUACCAGAAAAGAUACCAUAUUGAAUUGGUACGAGACCUUUCCUCUGAAAUUCAUUAUGCUGGAUCCAACAAAAAACUAUGAAGACGCACAGCCAUUUUUUAACCGGUUAAAAAACUUACGCUUCAAAUUAGUUUUAUUAUUUACCAAAAAUCCAUACGAAUUAACCGUAAGCUACACGAUAAGAUUGUACGCUUCUAUAAAAUAUACCAACCUAAUUAUAGCGUACGAAGAUGACAAUGGAAAAGUUAGAAUCCAUACUGUUAAUCCUUUUUUGCGCUCACCUGAGGUGCAACUUUCUCUGAAAGAUGAAUUUUUUGCUGAAAAAGCCAGGCAUUUACAUGGAUAUACCAUAAAUGCCCUAGUGACAAACUUGGAUGUUACCAAAGUUAUAUUUCAAGAAAUGGAUGGCGUUAAAAGAUAUUUUGGAAAAGACGUGACAGCGAUUCAAACCAUUGUGAGUUUUCUUGGAGGAAAACUAAACAUUUUAAAUAUCGACGAUGUAAAAUUAAACCGGGAUGAAAAUCCUUGGAGCAAGGCUUCGCUCAUACAAAACAGUACAGAUGAAAAAGAAAAAAUUGUGAAGGAGUUUGAUGUAUCCAUUUUAAUUAAUUCUGAAAUGUUCGCCUCUGAUGAUUCUGUUUUUGAGAAUAUUUAUCCCCAUACAACAAAUAAUUUGCAUAUUGUUUCCAGGAAGGCUAACUCUUUAACGAGCUAUCAGAAUGUUGUUAACUCUUUUUCUGUUGGUUUAUCCAUUAUUAUAUUCCUUAUGCCAUUAGCAAUUUCUUUAAUAAUAAUCGUUACAACAAGGAAGAGGAGUUUUCUUUUUAUCCACAACAUAAUUUUUGAUUUUUACAGAAUAUUAUUAACAAACAUUUCCUUCAAUAAAUUGAUAAACCAACACCAAAGAAUCAUUGUCGUAUCGUUUAUGGCUUACACAUACAUUUUAAGUACUAUAAUACAAACUAAACUGACCAGCGUUUUCAGUAUCAAACCGCAAUCAACGGAUAUAAACACCAUGGAAGAAUUAUCACGACAUUUGAUGCCUAUUUAUACUUACAAACCCUAUUUGGAUGAAAUUAAAAAAUAUAAUGAAUCCAGCUUAUCUUCGAUCAUCGAUCAGAUUCGUAUUUACGAAAACGACAAGUUAAGUGGAACCAUUGAUGAUAUAUAUUAUUAUUUUAAUAAUUUCGCCGAAAUGUAUUCAUUGGAUGAUUAUGAUUCGGCUCUAUAUGUGCAGAGAUCCAGGAGAAAUUUUGUAAAUGGACGACCAAUGUAUCAUUUGAUGCGCGAAAGCAUAAUGCCGUCAUUUCAAUCCUUCAAAAUACGAUAUGGUUCACCCAUAAUCCCAAUGGUGCAUUCAGUUCUUCGUCGACUUAGCGAAGGGGGUCUCAUAGAUUUAUGGAAACGACAAACUAUUUUCGAGGCUGUCAUUAAAGGAGAUUUAUAUCCUGAAUAUUCAGAAAGUUACGAUACUGUCGAUACUUUAAAUAUUAAUGUUGUUCUAUUCGGUUUUGAGGCUUUGAUGGUAGGAUAUUUUUUUUUAGUGGUUUUUAUUGGAGAAGUUUUACUAAAUUGGUAA